Molecule: messenger RNA, 1799 nt
Organism: Cololabis saira (Pacific saury)
Lineage: Eukaryota; Metazoa; Chordata; Actinopteri; Beloniformes; Belonidae
Product: zinc finger protein 513-like
Exons: 5
Coding region: 109-1677 (522 amino acids)
Biological process (GO): regulation of transcription by RNA polymerase II
Molecular function (GO): RNA polymerase II cis-regulatory region sequence-specific DNA binding; DNA-binding transcription factor activity
Source: RefSeq, a predicted model, not a curated record
AGGAGCUGAUGAGGAGGAGGAUGAUGAUGAUGAUGACACUCUGGUAGCUGCCUGCCGGGCAGACGGACGGACGGACGGACGGACGCAGGAGCGAGCAGAGACGCCACGAUGCCGCGGAGGAAGCAGUCCAACCCGCAGCCGGUGAAACUGGAGUCGGAGGCCGGCGGCCCGGCGGUGUGUGAGCCCAGCUGCCUGGUGCUGGACCGGGACUUCCUGCUGAGCGGCGAGCUGGAGUUCGGAGACGCCGACAUCUUGGGUCUGGAGCGGGAGGCAGGCAUGACGGUCUUCUCUCUGAGCGUGGAGGACGACCCCUCGGCGCCAGCAGACUCCGCCUUCCCGCCGUUCCUGUCCUGUAAAGGCUGCGGUCAGCUGCUGGAGGACACGCCCCUGGGGGCGGGAUUCUCCCUCGGUGUGGGCCUGGAUCUGGGGGCAGAGCUCUACUGCCUGAGCUGCGAGGAGGGGCUGCAGCGCGCCGCCUCCAUCGACUCCUCCCAGGUGGAGGACUCCAACCUCUCCGACAGGUCCAGCGGCGGCGGUGCCCCCCGGAAGCGCAGAGGCCCGGGGACCGGCAGCGGCGACCUGGAGCCCAGGCGCUACUCGUGCUCGCUGUGCACCUUCGUGUCGCGUUACUCCAACCACCUCAAGCGCCACAUGAGGACCCACGACGGCCAGAAGCCGUACCGCUGCCCCGUCUGCCCCUACGCCUCGGCGCAGCUGGUCAACCUGCAGCGCCACGGGCGCACGCACACGGGCGAGAAGCCGUACGGCUGCCCGCAGUGCAGCUACGCCUGCAGCUCGCUGGGCAACCUGCGGAGGCACCAGCGCAUGCACGCGCAGGAGCGGCAGCAGCGCAGGGAGAAGAAGAAGCGGGGCCGGCGGAAAAAGAGCGUCUCUGAGGACGCGGUGUCGGACCUGACCCUGCGGGUGUCCCAGGACGCGGCGUUCCUGCAGGCGUCCGGCGCCCUGCCCGUGCUGCUGUUCCCGCUCUGCUGCCGCGCCUGCGGCCGCACGCUGGAGGAGGCCGACCUGGAGGGGGACAAGGAGCUGGACGCAGACGGAGGACAGGUGUGUCGCCGCUGCUCGCUGGACCUGCUCGCCAAAGACGGCUCGGGACGUCCGUGCAGCCCCGGCGCUCCCCGGGGGUCCCGGCGGGGGGGGCGGAGCUCCAAGCUGUACCGCUGCCCCCACUGCCCCUUCCUGUCCCGCUACCCCAACCACCUGGCGCGCCACGCCCACAUCCACUCGGAGGAGAAGCCCCACCGCUGCCCGCAGUGCGCCUACACCUCCUCGCACCUCGACAACCUCAAGCGCCACAUGCGCGUGCACACGGGCGAGAAGCCCUACCAGUGCCCGUCGUGCAGCUACGCCUGCGGCAACCUGGCCAACCUGCGGCGCCACGAGCGCAUCCACUCGGGCGCCAAGCCCUUCCACUGCAGCAUCUGCGGCUACUCGUGCAACCAGAGCAUGAACCUGAAGCGCCACAUGCUGCGGCACACGGGCGAGAAGCCGUACGGCUGCGGCGAGUGCGGCUACACCACGGGCCACUGGGACAACUACAAACGCCACCAGAGGAAACACGGACACAACACGGACAGCUGGGACAAGCACGACCCCGCGGGCGCCGGCUGGGGCGGCCACGCCGCCGAGAGCCAGAGUCCGGGGCAGGAGCACAGCUAGGUGUGUGUGUGUGUGUGUGUUUGUCUGAGUGUGUGUGUGUGUGUGUGUGUGUGAGAGAGAGAGCUUCCAAGACCACUGAGCCUUCUUCACUGAGCCGCUCUCCUGUUUUCACCCGUUCUCCU